Molecule: messenger RNA, 3452 nt
Organism: Schistocerca gregaria
Lineage: Eukaryota; Metazoa; Arthropoda; Insecta; Orthoptera; Acrididae
Product: zinc finger protein 93-like
Exons: 6
Coding region: 240-2072 (610 amino acids)
Source: RefSeq, a predicted model, not a curated record
CGGUGGCUGAUAGGAACUGUCUAUAGGCAUUAACAAGUACGGUCGUUCCCUUGAGCCACCGCCUCAUAUGUCAAUUUAGCUUGAACGGAUAGUAUAAAGAGUUACCAUAAGGAAUACGAGCGACUAUGGAAAUAACUAUCAGAAAUCGGUAGUUUCCUCUGGCAGUUAUCGUUGUUGGCUCACAGUUCUCGUUCUCUGGCAUUUAUCGGGCUACCAUUACAGAUUGCAGAACUAAAGCAAUGGACCACGAGCCAGCUUCGUGGAUAAAAAAAGAGGAAAUGGAUGAAGUAAAACCAGAGUUACACUUCAUAGCCCAAGUUUACCCAUUCAGCAUGAAUGUAAAAGAAGAGUUGGAGGAGGGUGUAAAUAAAGAGUCCAUUGAAGAUCCAUUGGGAAUAUCAUGGUCCACUGAAUUUAUCAAGGAGGAUCCUGAAUUGAAUUUGGAACUGAGUGUAGCUGAGAAUAUUGUGGAAACCUCAACAAGAUACUCAUCUGAUAGUGCAAGAUUGACUCAGUGUACUGGUGGGAGCAGUGGCAUAUCAUGUGAAGAAACUUUUCACGAUAGACUGGUCCACGAUGAGUUGUUGAUUCACAUGGAGAAGUCAACACAAGAGUUUGGUACCAAUACAGAAGAUAUGACUGUUGAUAAGAACUGCUCAGUUGCCACACGAUAUAACUGUAGUAUGUGGGAAAAGGAAUUGCAUGUAUAUAGCUGUAAUUUCUGCCAACAGAGCUUUCCUUCAAAAUACAGAUUGAUAAAGCAUGUGUUUAUUCACAUUGAUGGUAUGCAACCACCUUUAUAUGUUUGUAAGUGGUGUGGUGAGGUAUUUCACAGUAAUGUUAGUUUGAAAAAACAUUUAAGAAUGAGUAAGAAUUACCAUUUCUCAACUGCUGGCAACCAUGAAAAAAAUGGCUCUAGCUUCUCGGAUAGUGAGCCAGAAGUUUCUGUCGCAGAACUCAACAAGCUGAAUUCAUACAAAGAAACAUGGAAAGCUGCUAACAAGUUUGCUAAUGACAUAGAUAACACACUUAUGACAAAUGAUACAAAGGAGACGAAGCAUUAUGGAACUUUAUCUACAACUGUUAAUAUCAGUUUCCAGAGUAAUCUACUUACUGCAAACAGAACCCACAAAUGUGAUAUUUGUGGCAAAUCUUUUGCUGGUGCAGGCAAUCUCAAGAAACAUGGAUUAAUUCACACUGGAAAGAAACCUCACAAAUGUGAGAGUUGUGGGAAAUCUUUUGCUUUCCCAAGCGAUCUCAAGCAACAUGUAUUAUUUCACACUGGAAAGAAAUCUCACAAAUGCGAUAUUUGUGGAAAAUCUUUUGUUGUCUCAAGCGAUCUUAAGAAACACUUAUUAAUUCACACUGGAAAGAAACCUCAUAAAUGUGAGAUUUGUGGAAAAUCUUUUGUUUUGUCAAGCGGACUCAAAACACACAAAUUACUUCACACUGGAAAGAAACCUUAUAAAUGUGAGAUUUGUGGACAAUCUUUUGCUGGUGCAAGCAAUCUCAAGAAACACCGAUUAAUUCACACUGGAGAAAAACCCCACAAAUGUGACAUUUGUGACAAAUCGUUUACCCGGUCAGCUAAUCUCAAGGCACACACAUUAAUUCACACUGGAAAGAAACCCCACGAAUGCGAUAUUUGUGGGAAAUAUUUUGCCCAGUCAGCUUAUCUCAAGCAACAUGCUUUUAUUCACACUGGAAAGAAACCUCAUAAAUGUGAGAUUUGUGGGAAAUCUUUUGUUUUGUCAAGUGGACUCAAAACACACAAAUUACUUCACACUGGAAAGAAACCUCAUAAAUGUGAGAUUUGUGGACAAUCUUUUGCUGUUGCAGGCAGUCUCAAGAAACAUGGAUUAAUUCACACUGGAGAAAAACCUCACAAAUGUGGGAUUUGUGACAAAUCGUUUACCCAGUCAGCUAAUCUCAAGGCACACACAUUAAUUCACAGUGGAAAGAAACCCCACAAAUGCGAUGUUUGUGGAAAAUCUUUUGCCCAGUCAGCUUAUCUCAAGAAACAUGUAUUUAUUCACACUGGAAAGAAACUUAAAUAUGAGAUUUAUGGGUAAUCUUUUGCUUUCUCAACUGUUCUCGAGAAACAUAUCACUUCACACUGGAAAGAAACCUCGUGAAUGUGAGAUUUGUGGGCAAUCUCAAUCCCGCAAAUUAACUCGCACUGGAAAUAUACCUAACAAAUGUGAAAUUUGUGACAAAUCGUUUGCUCAGUUAGGUUACCUCAAUAAACAUCCAUUAAUUCACAGUGGAAAGAAACAUCAGAAAUUUGAUAUUUGUGGGAAAUCUUUUGUUCAAGACACAUCAUUCAUACACACUGGGAAAAGACCUCACAAAAGUGAUGAAGUGAUCUUUCUUAGAUCAGCCAAUCUCAAGGCAGAUGUAUUAGAACACACAUGGAAGGGGACCUCACAAAUGUGAUAUGUGACAAAAGUUUCACUCAGUUGAGCCCUUGCGAGACACAUGCAUUACUUCAAAUCAGAAAGAAACUACAAGCAAGUGGUAGUUUACGUAACUAGGUUUUCCUGGUUGGUGCCCUCAAGGCCUGUAAAAUAAUGGAUAAAGCAAGGGGACAAUAAAUUAUAAUGCCUGUGAAAUAACAUAAAAAUGUGGUAUAAUUGUGAAACAGUUACAAUAAUGUGUACUAUAGAUUGGUAACAGAUCAUGUGAUGAUAUAAAAAUCCAUAUCUGCAGCUUGAGACAUCAAGAAAUUGUAUUACUAAAUACUCCAGGAAUAGGAAUCAAAUUUAUAUUUGUCAUUAACACUUCUGUUCUUUUCCUAUCAGUCUCGAGACAGGAAGAUUCUGUAUUGUGAUAAAUCCAUAUGUUUGUCAGUAAUCAUAAGUGCCGUGCAAUAUUCAGUAUAAGGCCAAGGAUGUGUGAUGACUUGCAUAGUCAUCAUGUAAUACUUGUAACUCUGUAUUUUAGGAACAGUGACAGUAAAAAUAUAUUGAUGGCACUUCCUUCUUCCAUGCUAGUACACUCAACACUGCAGAAACAUGGUUAUAAGAGUUAUUUUACUCAGAUAUAUUUUCUCAAGAGACGUCUUUAAUAGUGUGUACAUAUAUGUUCUGUUAGUACUAAUCCUGUAUCAGUAAACGUAACAACACAUAUAAAACGUGCUUAAUAGCAUGCUUGUCCACCUUUGGAACACAAUACUUCGACAGUUCUACAUGAUAUGGACUUAACAUGUCAUUUAUGUGUUACGGGAUGUAUGUUAUACCAUUUGCAUUCCACAUGUUCAGAUCAGCUACAUGGUGUGGUCAAGAUGUGUUAGGUACCAUGCUACUCAGACCACCGUGGAGGCGUUCUGAACAUGUGAUAUGGACAGUUAUCCUCCUGGAAGAUGCCUUCGCCAUGGGAUAUCACAUCAAGGCAUGAAGGAAUCUAUGCAGUAGCUACAGAGGUCACAGUCGGCAACUGUCAUGAUCCCUUCA